This is a messenger RNA of Thermothielavioides terrestris NRRL 8126, 1103 nucleotides long. RefSeq lists its product as uncharacterized. The transcript has 2 exons. NCBI's taxonomy places the organism in Eukaryota, Fungi, Ascomycota, Sordariomycetes, Sordariales, Chaetomiaceae. The record is from RefSeq and is a predicted model, not a curated record. Bases 188 to 994 code for a protein of 268 amino acids.
AUUUGGCCCUCCAGCCGGCCCUCGAAAACUGCGGAGAAGCCUGGUCUUUGUGCCUUAAACGAUUCCGCAUGUCAUGCCGCUUUCCCCUCCCGCCCUUUUCCAGCUCGCUUCAUCUCAAUAAUCCCGAGACAACUGCCAGCUGAGCUCAGCUUCGUGCACGGUGCAAAUAGCGCUGGGGCCGGGCAACAUGACUCACAAUGUCGAUGGUGAUGGCGCAUCAAGUGCCACGGCAAGUGAGUCGGAGUCCGAGCGCAGCGCUCGGCUUGCGACUGAUGAGCCUGAAGGAACGGUCAUUUUCGAGCUGUUCGGUCGCAAGGUCAUCCGGCAUGGCGACAAGGCAACCAAGAUCAAUCCAGACGGCAUCAAACAAUCCGAAAUAGACGUGAUGCGCUUCGUUCGAGAGCGCACUACGAUCCCGGUGCCGCAUGUAUACGAAUUCUCGCCUACGUCCAUCACCAUGGAUUAUGUGGAAGGUUCAACGCUGCAGAAAGCGUGGAACGGCCUCUCCAAGACUGAGCAGACUGCCAUUUGUGCUGAACUCCGCGACUACCUCGGCCAGUUGCGGGAAAUCAAAGGCUCGUACAUCGGCGCUUUCGGCCGGGGCCCAGCCGUCGACUCGCGACACUUUGCCUUUGAGGGAGGGCCCUUUGCUACAGAGGCCGAAUGGAACGACUUUCUUCUCGAAGGCCUCGUGAAAACGUGUCCAGCCGUCAUGCGGAGCAUGGUGCAUAGCCAGCUGCGGACGGAUCACGACAUCGUGUUGACGCACGGUGACUUGGUCGCGACAAACAUUCUCGUUCGUGAUGGCCACAUUGUAGCACUCAUCGACUGGGAGCGGGCGGGGUUCUAUCCCGAGUACCUGGAGAUGGUUAAGCCGCUCCGAGGUCCGGAUUGGCGGAUCGGCUACUACAACGCUUUCCCUGACCUCUUUCCUCGCAGGUAUGACGCGGAAUAUUUGGUGGACCAGUUCAUUGGCCGCAUAUCAAGGCGCUGAGCGAACAGAUCAAUACCUUAUGCUUCCCUUUCUCGCGCGGAGCUGAAACCAUCGGUUCGCUCACAUCCUUGGGGCUGUGUAUGGCAGAGAACAUUCAGGGAAAAGAAAU